Messenger RNA from Microthlaspi erraticum, 612 nucleotides. The record is from the annotation of a GenBank genome assembly. Lineage: Eukaryota; Viridiplantae; Streptophyta; Magnoliopsida; Brassicales; Brassicaceae.
AUGCCUCAUUCGGUUUUCUCACACCUGAUCCUAAACCUUAUACCGCCACACUCCGCCGGACGCUUGAUUGCUCUGAUCUCACCGUUCGUACACGCAACGGCCUCCUCGACUCGCCAUGAAAGUUGCCGUCUCCGGUUUCUCCGUCGGAGACUGGCCAAAUCAAUAGCUCCUAAAUGGAUCUCGGCUGCGCGCAGAAACGAAACUAGAAUUAGGUUUUCCGCCAUAUCGCAGCCUCGCUCAGCCAAACAAAAGGUCCUCACUCAACACGAAGCAAAACAAUCGCUCCUAAACGGAUCUAAUUCUCGCCGACCACCCGCAACUGUAUCUCCGUUCUCAGCCGUUUCGAAGACUCUCCGAAAAACAAUCGGCGAUCCGACAACACGCAUCAACUGUCCACACUCUCCCCCGUCCUGCAGGCUCUCUCCGAUUAUACAGAUGCAUGCCCGUCCGUCAAUCUUUAGAAAAGAAAUUAUAUAUCUUUCAUCGUCUCAUUUGAAGAAAGCGGUGCCGUUUGAAAUCCAUUCGGCUUCCUUCCUCUGUUUACUCGAGAACUCCAAUCAAUUUGUAACCCCUACAUCCGAUUCGAAUUCCUCUUCGAUGCCUUUAAAAUAG